AUGGGUGCCAUCAUAGAGCAGUUGGGAUACAAGCUAGUUUGGUCCGCUGGUAGUUGCAAGCUUUAUCCUCCUGAUGGUAAGUCGCUGAGGCUUCGGGUCAAAAAUGGUUGCCCAGAAUUGGUUGAGAGCCAGGCCCUCACAUUGAUAUCACAGUUGGAGAAAUGCACGGUGACCCGACGUGGGAUUGAACGCAACACAUCCCCAACUUCGCACCCCUCGGUUGCAUCUCACUCACGCUUGAGCCCUCAUACCACUGAACGCCCAGUGGAGGAUGGUUCCCAGCGUAGUGGUUCCCACACGUUGUGGUUCAGGUUGGACGCCAGCGAUGGGGAUGACGACAAUCCCGCAGGAUGCAAUAUCAGCGAUGGCAUCAGGGAUUUAAGCGUUUAUGACUUGGAUUGGACGCGCCUGCCACAUUCCCCACUCGGAAGAGAUGGGUAUACAGCAAUACCAGAUCUACCGCAGUGGUGUACGGGUGAACUUUGUGUAGAUGGUUCUGGGGCGUUGUGUGGGUUUGGGCCGCGUGACGUCCAGCCAACCGUCCACAAGGUCCUAGCCACCAAGCUAGGAGGAGAGCGCGAAACCACAGUGCCCAAUAGUGUUGCAGUCCCAGCAACCGCCUUCCGGGAGGGUGGGACCCACAACACACGCCGACGUCUGACGGCAAACCUCCUUUUCCAACUGUUGUUGUGGCUGCUCGUACUUGUCGUCCUUCGCAUAAGCUUGCCUUCACUUUGCACCGGCGUGUUCAGGACACUGCCCUCAGCAGCUACAGGCACUCCAGUACCGUACUGGGUUGAGGAGGAGCCGUGCGUUAGGUUGCUUGGUUUUAGUGGCACAGUACCAGGACCUCCAGUCCAGGAGGAGUCCCAACAACUUUUCGCAGGAAGUGUGCCGCUCAAACUUUUGUGUUUUGCCGCAGUACCGAAAGGCCUUGUGACAGCAGCCUUUUGGAGCGUGCUCGGGUUUAACCUGUUCCGCACUGCGGAAGCAAGUGCAGUUGGUCAACGUGAUCAGCCGGUGAGUGCUUUAUUCAGGCUUGUUUUCUUCCUGCAAGUCAUAGGCGCUGCUAGCCAGGCAGCAGACGAGGAAGAAGACUUGUCUCUCCCUGUGUCGCUUGAUGCAGAUUUGAUGUUGGCAGUAUCCAUCAUUUGCAUUGGCAUUUGCUUCAUUGCAGUGUGGGAGUUCUGCAAGUGGUGCCUUCAAGGCGUCAUCUCCCGCCGAAAGGCAGGGACACCCGUGUUGUCCCUGAGCCCCCGCAAGGCGCGUAAGUUACAGCGCCUUCGAGAUCAAACUGCGCAGGCCAUCCAGGCCGAGAUCUCUGCACGUGAGGAGGCAGCAAGCUCGCAGUCUGUUGCUGCAGUGCCCAGACGCCGCCCCUCACAAACAACUCGCACGCGUGAGCAGGCAGGUGGAGCACCAACGCGCUACUUUGCAACACCCGAGGGGACCAAGCUCCACCGCACUAAGACCUGUUCCACGCUCGCCCACUCGCACAGGUUUGUUGAGUUUCAAGUGUGCCAGCAGUGCCACCGGAGUGCUGCCGACCACACCCAGCACAGCACAGGGUAG
Molecule: messenger RNA, 1572 nt
Organism: Symbiodinium sp. CCMP2592
Lineage: Eukaryota; Dinophyceae; Suessiales; Symbiodiniaceae
Source: the annotation of a GenBank genome assembly